This is a messenger RNA of Chlorocebus sabaeus (green monkey), 6575 nucleotides long. The record is from RefSeq and is a predicted model, not a curated record. NCBI's taxonomy places the organism in Eukaryota, Metazoa, Chordata, Mammalia, Primates, Cercopithecidae.
AUUCAAUAAUUAUUUUUCGGCUUAUUAAUCUUUGCUCUCCAAACUGCCAUAUAAAAGAAAACAUCGAAGAGGAGUGAUGUUUUACACACAAAAUGGAUCCCUCCCGGUGGAAUUUCAAAUAAUGACCUCGGGUUCCACUGCCUUUCAAAUCUCUAAAGUGUUAACUACCACCUGCAUUGUUUAUACAGCAAGUAGGUGAUUUCUAGAAUGAAUCUUUUCUUGAGUAUGAAUUACCCUCAGAGUUUAGAAGGAAGUAUAUUUCUUAUGAGAAAGUCAAAUGGCAUCAUCAAAGUACUUUCUUUUAGCUAUAGAGGUACUGUGUUAGAGAAAGAACACAAGUAAUAUGGAUUAUUGCCUUUAAUAUCUAUUCUUUGGCAGAUAACAUAGCUAUGUAUGUGCACCUUAUAUUAACCAUGAAACACAAAGAUGUGAUAGUAUUAAUCGUCUUCAUUCACUUAUUUAAUGCUUUCUGUUUGGAAUCUCUGUUUUUCUCUUUGCUUAAAGGUGAGGUAUCAUUACAGAAGCUCGAUAAAAUUCUCAUUUCAGGAAAUUAAGUGUAUGUUCAGAAUAUACAGAAGUAACAUUCAUUUGCAUGGAUUCUUUUUUGAGUAGGUUGUAAAAACCAAAGACCCAUCAAACUAGCUUUCCUUCACAUUCUCUUCCGAGGUUCACUCACCUUUUCCCUCCGUUAUCAUUCUUCCCUUCCCAGCUAAUAUAGUAAAGCUACCUACAAUUUAAAAAGAAGAGCCAAACAUAUUCAAAUUAUCUGUCCUUUUCAGUAACAGAAUUUUUGAUCUUACUGAUAUAAAUGGUCAUUUUGAAAUAUGAGAGACUCUGGCAAUUUGGCAAUUGGCCCAACGAAACCUGAUUUAUUUUGUUUAAAUAAAAGAUGUUGCAUCGGGCAUUCAAAUUCUGCAGUUUUCCAAAAUAUUUUUCUCAUCAGAGACUGCCUUUCUUCGAAAUUUUACUUGGGCUCACUGGGGACUCCUUUAAAUUUUGCGAUUGGUGUUAUUAAUAAGAUGAUAGAGGGAAGUCGGCAAAUAUUCAUCUCUUUUGCAUUCUUUUCUUUCCUAGUGGAUAAUAAUUUCUAGAAGUUUCUGGUCUAACUCAUGGGCAGUAAAAUUCAGUUACAUGAUUUUUUUUAAAAGCAUGUUUGUAAACUCUAAACCAUUUAAUCAUUAUUUUUCUGAAACUAAAAUAUAGCAUGAGAGAUAAAAUAAUAAUUUUUAAAAGCUUAAUUUUUACUACCUUGUACAAAUAUGAUAUUGGCAGCAGUCAUUGUGUGGCACUGGACGGGGAAUCAAGAGACCCGAUUUCUAAUCCCUGCUCUGUCACCAACAAGCUGCGUGAUCUUCGAUAAGUCAUUUAAACUGUAUGUCCUUGGCUUUGAUAUUUAUACAUAAAUAUGGAUACCUUCCUUUAAGAUCAUUGUCAGGAUUUAAAAAUCAAUGUGAAAAUGCACUAAAAACUUAAAGUUUCUUUUAUAGCUUAACUGUGCAGUCAUAAGUUUUUAAUAGUGUGAGAUUCUUAAUCAUUUCCACCAUUGUCAUAGGAAUCACCAGUUUCAUGAUAAAUAACUGACAUUCUGGGCAUGUUAUAGUUUUGUAAGAUCAUCAUCUAUUGCAUAUGAAUUUGCUUUUGGGUACUAAUAAAAAUCAUCUUUCACUUUAAUGUUCUUUACUGUCCAUAUUUGUUUUAAUGUAUCUACUGCAACCAUAUUUGUCAUUGUUUUCAUAAAUGUUCUUUCAUUAUUUUUCCCAAUUCGAACAUGUUUAUUAGAAAGCCAUACUUUGUUAUUACAAUGUGAUAUACUACACGUGCACAUACACACACUUAGCUUAUGCAAAUUUAUGUGUUUACAAAUACUUUUUUGUACUGUAUGGCUUAAUAAUAUAAGAUGCUUAGUUCAUGUGGUGCUUAACCAAAGAAACAGUAAGCUAUUUAAAACCUGGAGGAGAAACUGGGUGGACAUAUUGUAACGCAGUAUAGUGUACACAAAACCAUACUUUAAGAGUAAUAUAGAGGUUUUUUUAAAAGGUUAUUUUGACUACACACAAUUUUUAUCUUUGCUGAUUUUAAUAUAAACCUUUUGUAAGAUGCAACCCAAGGAUAAUUUCAAAUAGCAGACUGCCCUGUUGACCAGAAUUUGUUAGAUUGCUAUUAUAAUGCUGGUUAUAUUUUAUAGCAGUUACUGUCAUAAGGUUAUACUUUGGGCAGUGGCUCAUGCCUGUAAUUCCAGCCCUGAGGCCAAGGUGGGAGGAUCACUUGAGGCCAGGAGAUCAGGACAUAGUGAGACCUCCAUCUCUACAAAAAACUUAAAAAUCGAAACAGAAAGAUCGCUUGAGCCCAGGAGUUCAAGGCUGCAGUAAUCUAUGAUCAUGCCACUGCACUCCAGCCUGGACAACAGAACGAGACCUAUCUCUUAAAAAAAUAAAAGGUAUAUUUCAUCCUACACCCUAUAAUUUCUGCCAUAUAAUCUUGGCAGACCCGUUCUGAUUUUACAUGAGGUGUUAACCAUUAUACAGAAAAUCUUAUUGCCAUAUAAACGUACCAGAAUUUGUACAAUUAAAUGAGCUAUAUCCUCUCUUCCACAAUCUAUAGGAAAAAAGUAAUCCUCUUGGAAAGCUAGAAACACCAUCCCAUUGCUCAAAAAAUUUUUGGCAUUGAAUUUUUGUAAUUACCUUCAGAAUUUGUAACACAUUUUUUGAAUAUUUUUAAUGAUAGUUAAUUCUCGUCGUCUUAAGUUGAAUUUCAUUUCUGCAAGCUGCUAACAGGUCUUUAUAACUGAGACAAGUGAAUUAAGUGGGUAAAGUCACUGUUUGGGAUAAAAAAUGAAAUAUGAUUGUUUUCAUAUUUUUAGAUUUUUUAUAGUGUGUGGUUUAUAGAAAGACUCCAGGAAUAUUCUGUGCUGUGGUGGAAAUAUUGGAAUAAUCAGCCUCAUAAGGUGAUUUCUUUGGUGGGGAUAGCUGUCAGUUCAGUGUAUACCUCUAACACAUUAUUAUGAGGUCAGUCUCAUUACAUUGUAGUAUUUCUAUUCCUGGACAACCACAGAAGUACAUAUGUUACUUUAUUUUCUAGUUAUCUUACCUGUCACUAAUUGUUCUUUUAAUAUAUACUUGUGAUUAUUUUAAUGGAGUUCAUUCUUUUCUAAAUGAUAUACUGACAACUUUUGUUUUCCUUCCCAAUACGAUGCUCUGCUUUGCGGUGAAACUUAUUUGUUUUAUUCACUUAAUUACAUUAUUGGAUUACUAGUUAAGUUUUAUGUUGGUUAUAUUGUAUCUUUAACUUUGAGGGGAAAGCCACUCCCAUUUUUCUAAAGUAUAAAGAGGCUACAGCCUUCGUGGAUUAUCUCUCAAUUUUACACUGCUCUCUUUUUUAUGUCAUUUGUUACUUUAUAACUGUCUUCGUGUAAAUUGAUCUUUUAUAAUUUAUAUCAUUUCUCUAUUCAGAAUCCUUUGCCUACAGGGUGAGUCAUCCUGGUAAUCCCUUUCAGUUUUCUAUUCAUUUCUCCUUUUUUCCAGCAUAAAACUCCUUUUUGUAUGCCUUUUAAGCCACACUUACUUACUGAACAUACCAUCUUCUUUCUUAAAGCCAGAGUUUUGCCCUUACCAUAUUACUUGCCUGACAUCCCUUUUUAUUUCAUUCUUUCUGUUCAAAUACAAUGAAUCCUUCAGAAUGCUAUCAGAUCACAUCUGUUCAAGAUAAAGUGAAGCACUUGCCUUACUGAUCUCCCUGCAUCUUUCCACUUUUAUUGCAGUUAUUUAUGUUAUUCAUUUGAUACCAAAUACUAGCUUGAAAUUUUCUUUAUUAUUAUAUGUUUUAGAUAUUUUAGUUCUGCACAUAGAUUAUAAUCUUCUGAAGGACAGGACCAUGAUUAUUCUAUGUAUCCCUUUCAGCACAACAUACAACAUAAUUCAGAAUAGAUGUUCAUAUAAUUAUUUCAUAGGCAUUCAGUAAAUUAUUUGUUAAAUUAAUGUUCUACCAUCUUCACUCAGGUAUUUCAUGUGAUUUUGCCUUUGUGGACCAUUCAAUAAAGCCAAAUAAAUAUAAUUUGUACCAUAAACGCAUUCAUUGCUCUAAUCUGGUUAUCACUGUUAUAUUCCUAACAACUUUAUUUUGUAGAAGCUUAAGUGAAAAUGAUACAUGUUAGAAGACCUGAAACAAGGCAAAAUUCUAAAAGUCACGUGCCUGAGCAGAAAUCUCGAGUUGAUUGGAGGCGAACUAAAAGAAGUAGUAUCUCACAAUUAUUUGAUAGUGAUGAAGAGCUUGAUAGUGAAGAAUUUGAUAGUGAAGAGCUUGAUAGUGGUGAAAGUGUUGAUAAUUACGAAAGUUUUGAAAAUGAUGAAGAGCUUGAUAGUAACAAGGGACUUGAUUGUAAUAAAACACCAGGAAGUGAAAGAGAACUUAACUUAAGUAAAAUUGAAAGUGAAGGAAACAACAGUAAGUGUCUCGUUAACACUGGCAACAGUUCAACAUAUGAAGAAGAAACGAACAAAACCAAACAUAGGAAUAUUGAUUUACAAGAUCAGGAAAAACAUGUAAGUCAAGAGGAUAAUGAUCUCAACAAACAAACUGGACAAAUAAUAGAGGAUGAUAUAGAAGAAGAACACAUCAAGCGAGGAAAAAGAAAAAGGCUGUCCUCUGUGAUGUGUGACAGUGAUGAGAGUGAUGACAGCGAUAUCCUAGUUAGAAAAGUAGGUGUUAAACGUCCACGUAGAGUGGUUGAAGAUGAAGGUUCUUCAGUGGAAAUGGAGCCAAAAACUCCUGAAAAAACAUUAGCUGCACGAAAGCGAGAACAACUUCAGAAGCUCAAAGAACUCUCAAAACACAGAUCUCGUCUGAGACGCAAUAGUGGUAGAGAUUUUGAGGGCUCUGAAAAGAAAUCCUGCCCAAACAGUGAUGAAGAUGAUGAGGAGGAAGAACAGGAUGAUUAUGAAUCUGAUGAAGAUGGAGAUGAUCAUAGUAUCGAUGACUUUGUAGUGCAAGAUGAGGAGGGUGAUGAAGAGAAUAAAAACCAACAAGGAGAAAAAUUAACUACAUCACAACUGAAAUUAGUAAAACAGAAUUCUCUUUAUUCUUUUAGUGACCACUAUACUCAUUUUGAAAGAGUUGUGAAGGCUCUUCUGAUCAAUGCUUUAGAUGAAUCUUUUCUGGGAACAUUAUAUGAUGGCACAAGGCAAAAAUCAUAUGCAAAAGAUAUGCUAACAUCUCUUCAUUAUUUGGAUAACCGCUUUGUUCAGCCUCGUCUAGAGAGUUUAGUAUCUAGAAGUCGUUGGAAAGACCAAUAUAAGGAGCGGGUGGAAAAUUAUUGUAAUGUAAGUAUUCGUUUGAAGAAUCCUGAAAACUGUUCCUGCCAGGCUUGUGGACUGCAUCGCUACUGUAAAUAUUCAGUGCAUUUAUCAGGAAAGUUGUAUAACACCAGGACCAUGAAAAUAGAUAAUUUCAUGUCCCAUGAUAAACAGGUGUUCACUGUUGGCAGAAUUUGUGCCGACCGUACCAGAAUUUAUCAUAAACUGAAACAUUUUAAAUUCAAACUAUACCAGGAAUGUUGCUCUAUUGCAAAGACAGAAGUUAAAGAUGAACAAGUUAAAGAAACAGUGGAAAGAAUUUUCAAGCAGUCAAAAGAAAGAGGCUGGAUUGAGAAGAAAUAUGGUCAACUUGAAGAAUAUCUCAAUUCUGCGGAUUACUUUCAAGGAGAGAAGUUUGACUGAAUUGUAACACAUUUCCAUCAGAGAAGAUUUUUUAAAUUCCUGUAAAUGUGAAGAUCAUGACUCUUGUUUUUCUGUAUCAUGUGACAUAUUUAUACAUUUUAUCUAUAUCUUCGUGGAAAAAUAUUUUGUUUAAAACAUAAUUAUCUUAAUUCCUGUGAAAUGGCACUCUACACGCUAAACUUUGAUGUACAUAAAAGCAUUAUCUUAAUUUUUAAGUCUGUAAAUAUAUUUUAAAGUUACAUAAUAAUGGCUUUAUAACAGAUGACUGUCAAGUGAAUGAGCUGUUCAUAUCCUGUCAGUUUAGUCAAAAGAUGUUGUAUUUUAAAAAUGUAUUUAGACUGACAUCUACAUGUAGUUUUACUGAAUUCCUGUCCUUUUACAGUAUUAAAUGAUUUUCACUGAUAUAUUUUUUACUGCUAUCAUCUAAAUCAGUGGACCAUGGAAGAAACCUCAAUAUAUCAUUCAGUUCAAUCCCCUUGCUUCAGAAUCAGAUCAUAGCAUAUCUAUUCGAAGUAGAGGAAUGCUUUUUACCUUUUCUUGAAAGUUUCUCUUUCAAAUAGAUUUCAGGCCUCCAGAGUCUUUCAACCCUCACAUUCAGGAAUAAUUUUAUAUACAUUUUCAUGCUUUGUAAUAUUCUUUCUUUUUUAUUCAAUUUUGUCUAUAUGUGGAUGAUUAAGAUGUAUUUUAUUUAUUUUUAUCCAUAGCUUUUUCCAUAUAAGUAUAUAUCUUAGGGUCAGAACUGCUAAAAGAGACAAACUCAGCCAGAAGCACUUGGAAAGCAUAUUUUGGUAUCUGCACUGCUUUGCACAUCUAAAUUUUCCCAUAAAGUAAUAAAGUAAAAUGGUUGCAGAGUGAACAAAUGAA